UUACCGUCCAUCUCUACUUGAGACGUUCACAGAACAUGCGCAUGUUCGUGUCAAGUGUAGUGCGAGGGGAAUAAUAUUUUGGCUUUCGGGGGCCUAAAAUUAGCUGGAAAAUGCAGAAAUUAAAAUUUUCACAAAGGGACAAAGUGAAAAAAUUUAUAACAUUUACACAAACCGGAGAGCAAACAGCAAUAUACUGUUUAGCACAAAAUGAUUGGAAACUGGAUCUCGCAAGUGACAAUUACUUCCAGAACCCAGAGGCUUACUGCAAAGAACCUAAAAAUUCUGUAGAUAAAAAGAAAUUGGAAAUAUUAUACAGUAGAUACCAAGAUCCAAGUGAGCCCAAUAAAAUUACCGCGGAUGGUAUCAUGAAAUUUUUGGAUGAUUUGGGUCUAAGUCCUGAAAGUAAGUUAGUUUUAAUCAUUGCAUGGAAAUUUCGUGCUGAAACACAGUGCGAAUUUACAAAGGAUGAAUUCAUGAAUGGAAUGAUGGACUUGGGUGUGGAUAAUAUAGAUAAGCUAAAAGCACGUUUAGGUAGUUUAGAAAAUGAAUUGAGGGACUCUCAGAAAUUCAAAGACUUUUAUCAUUUUACAUUUAAUUAUGCGAAGAAUACUGGACAGAAAGGUUUAGAUCUGGACAUGGCAAUCGCUUAUUGGAAUAUUGUAUUAGAUGAUAAAUUCAGAUUUCUUCAACUAUGGUGUCAAUUUUUACAGGUAAGAGAGGAGCAUCACAAAAGAUCAAUUCCAAAAGACACAUGGAAUUUAUUGUUGGAUUUUGCACUCAUGAUUAAUCCAGACAUGAGUAACUAUGAUGAGGAGGGCGCCUGGCCAGUUUUGAUCGAUGAUUUCGUAGAGUGGGCGCAACCUCGAGUUCGUCAAACUCUCUAACGUUAUUUUUUUUUUAUAACAAAUGUUGAACACUCACGGUAACUUUAUUUAUUCGAUUACGAGACAUAUACUCUUUAAACUUGUUUCAUUGAAUAUUUUUUCCAGUAACAUAAAGUCAUCCUACUUUCUGUAUAGUACAUGAUUUUACAUGGGAUUAUUGUGUUCAACGUCUCUGGUUAAAAUCAUUGUGUCACAGUAUAAUGAAGCAUAGUGUAUAAUGUAUAGCUUCCUUAUAAUAUGCAUUGUCAAACAAUGUACAAUAUAUCGCUUCGGUAGAUGAUGAUUUCGUUUGCUGACAUACGCAAAGAAAGAGAAGAGAAAAAGGGAGAAAGAGAGAUUAAGAUAUCUUUCGAGUGUUUGCUUAAAGAGUAAUAAUGCUAUUUACUUGUACCAAGUUCUAUUUGUGUGAAAACUACUAACCACGUAGGAUAUGCAAAAUCAUGAUCUGUACAAUAACUUCAUUGCGAUCUUUGAUUUAUCUUCGAAGAUGAAAACAAGUAUUGCCUUGUGAUUGAUCAUGUUGUACAAAGUAAUACGAUGUAUAAGAUGUUUCUUUACAAAUGAGAAUAUGGCAAAAAGUUGCUCAACUAACGUUGGUACGCGUAAGCGGCUUUAAGAAUCAAGGAAAAAGAAUCUUCUUUUAAGGUAAUGCAGCAUUGCAAAAGGGCAAAAUUACAAAAGGAGGAGGGGGGAAACAUAGCUUAUAUGUUUGUGUAGAUAGUAAUUUCUAGAAAUUACGUUGUUGAGAAUUGUUAUUAAAUAAAUUCUACAAUAUUCCACUUUACAUACAUAUAUACACACAUACAUACACACACACAUACACUUGCGAGCACAUACAUAAAUAUACUUACAUACUUGUAAUAUACACAUGGGAAUAGGAAGAGAAAGAAAUCUGUAUUUUAGACAUUGUACUAUCUCUCGGCAUCGUUAUACUUACCUUUUAUAUUCAAUCAAUUCAACAGUGUGGCAGAACAAAAAAAUUAAUUUCUUAUUA
Molecule: messenger RNA, 1878 nt
Organism: Harpegnathos saltator (Jerdon's jumping ant)
Lineage: Eukaryota; Metazoa; Arthropoda; Insecta; Hymenoptera; Formicidae
Gene: SCCRO
Product: defective in cullin neddylation 1 domain containing SCCRO
Exons: 5
Coding region: 111-884 (257 amino acids)
Biological process (GO): protein neddylation
Cellular component (GO): ubiquitin ligase complex
Molecular function (GO): ubiquitin-like protein binding; cullin family protein binding; ubiquitin conjugating enzyme binding
Source: RefSeq, a predicted model, not a curated record